AUGAUGUUUAACAAGACGGACGAUGAUGAACCUGUCGUGAGGCCUUUUGCGACGGGUACGGGUUUACUAGAGCGUUGCGUGUUUGGGCUGAGGUAUCUCCAGAGACAUCUCAGUAGUGGUUGGAUUAGUAUGAAGACCCGAUGCCGCCAUCGAGUUUAG
Messenger RNA from Guyanagaster necrorhizus, 159 nucleotides. RefSeq lists its product as uncharacterized. The coding region runs from base 1 to 159 and encodes 52 amino acids. The transcript has 2 exons. NCBI's taxonomy places the organism in Eukaryota, Fungi, Basidiomycota, Agaricomycetes, Agaricales, Physalacriaceae. The record is from RefSeq and is a predicted model, not a curated record.